AAAUUCUGCAGGUUCCGCAUUUUACACAUGUAUAAAUAUCAAUCACCAAAAGACAAACCUCCAUCACAGCCUGCCUGCCUCCCAGAGAUUUCACUCGCAAGCGUUGCAGUCGAACUCCGAGAUGUCAGCUAAACUGAGAGCCAUCCUGCUUGCCAUUGCACUCAGCAUCUAUGAGGUUUCUGCUUUAAGCCUGACGGAACCAAGAUGUAGAUGUCUAAAGGUCACAUCAAAUUACAUCGCUCCUCGGCAUUUUAGCCACAUUGAGAUCAUCCCUAAAAGUGCAUACUGCAGCAAAGCUGAAAUCAUAAUAAUUUCUCGUCAUAAAACUACUAUCUGCCUGGAUCCAGGAGCAAAAUGGGUGAAGAAAUAUGUUUCUGCUAUCAUUAGUCAGGUAGAAGAAAAUGUAACACGAGGAACUGAAUGAAAGUAAGUGACUUCCACACAAGACAUCUUGGAUCCCGCUGAAGAACUUACCAGCAGGACCGUCCAGCUGUGUCUGAGAUCUAUAUCUGCAUAUAUCUGGAUACAAUAAAAAAUAAAGAAAUGCUCAAUUGUUUUACAAGAGAAUUAGAAAUUAUUAAUAUGUAUAUAUUGUAAAAUGAAAUCCAUGCACUAUUAUUGGCUUAAUUGUUCGUUUACCAGAACAGAAAAAGUGAAAGAAAAAGUAUCUUCAUAUUUUUUUGUAAACUACAAAUAAAACAGUAA
Molecule: messenger RNA, 705 nt
Organism: Erpetoichthys calabaricus (reedfish)
Lineage: Eukaryota; Metazoa; Chordata; Cladistia; Polypteriformes; Polypteridae
Product: interleukin-8
Exons: 4
Coding region: 122-424 (100 amino acids)
Biological process (GO): inflammatory response; antimicrobial humoral immune response mediated by antimicrobial peptide; neutrophil chemotaxis
Cellular component (GO): extracellular region
Molecular function (GO): CXCR chemokine receptor binding; chemokine activity
Source: RefSeq, a predicted model, not a curated record